GGUUCGCAACUUCGCAUCAUUUUUACAUUUUCCCGUGUAGAGAAAAUUUUUAGCAAUUCAUAUUUGGCCUUUGUUGCGGACCGGUACUUGAUUCUCUUAACCUCUUAACUUUUGGAUUUACCUCGUGAAAAAGUGUUGAAAAAUUAUUAAAAUGAGCCGCGUGUUGAUCGGAAAUUUGCCACCAGGUACUACAAUCAGAAAUAUUGACGAUUUUUGCAGCCCAUUUGGUCGUCUUCUAUACGUAGAUGUAAAAACUCAGGGUAACGCGACCCUGGCUUGUGUUGAAUAUGAGAACACCAGAAACGCAAAUAAUCUUGUUCGCGCUAGACAUGGGUAUAACUUUAAUGGUUAUACUGUACAACUAAAAAUUAUGACCGAAGGCUCGGGUUCGGGUGGUCUCUUUGAGGUUAGAGACGAAUCAAGGCGACGAAAUGCGCCUUCUGCUGCCCCACCAGCAUACAGUCGAUCCCAAAGCAAUUUUGAGAGUAAUAACCGCGGCAAUUACUAUAACAACAACAGCAAUAGUAAUGGCGGCACUAAUAAUCUUGACUUUACUGAAGCAUGCCGCAUUGUGUACGAUCGUUUUAUAAGCGAAGGAUUUAAUGCGAAAGUGGCAAGAGAAAAAGCAUUAGAGUUUGUAAACAACAUGCAAGGAAGAAAUAAUCAAGGCUUUGACGGCAACUCUGAUUAUUUCGACCAAUCUCAACGCAGCAACUCUAAUUACUUUGGAGGUCAAUCUCAAAGCAUGAACUCUAAUAGCUAUGAUAACUAUAAUGGUGGUAAUCAAAAUUGGGGAAGAUAUGGUGGUGGUGGCGGUAGUGGUAGUGGUGGUAAUUGGGACACCCAACAAAAUUGGGGUGGUGGAAACCAAGGCUCGUUUCCCAACUCAAAUUGGGGCAAUUUCAAUGGCCCAAACAAUCAGCAAAUGCCCCCGUCCUGGGGCGGUGCCGGCGUUGGUGGUGGCUCACGAUGGGACGGAUGGAACAACCGAGGAAGUAAUUUUUAUCCCAACUCGGGAAGAAUGGGAGGAGGAGGAGGUGGAGCAAGAGCUAAUGUUGUCGAUCAAGACACCUAUUUGAAGUCUGUGGCAAUCCGCAAGAAGAUUGAAGCCAAAAUUACCAAAGGUGUGAGCACUCCCAGGGAUUUGCGUAAUCUUCAAUUCCAUACUCAAAUUAUGGACGACUAUGAACGUAAUCUCCGUUCCCAAAAGAAGGUGGUGACCAGCAACAAUGACUCGGAUGAAUUGCAAAAAUUGCAACGCUAUAAGUCUGCCCUGGGCAUUGUUCACAAGUUCAAGAAGGUCAAUAAAUCAACACUUUCGCCAGAGGAUCUAAAGUCGUAUAACAGAAAUAAAGUUAUUGUAGACGAAUAUGAGAGCUAUGUUGCUUCAAAGGCCAAGGGAGGACGUGGUGGAGGCAAAGCUUCUACGCCAGCGAUUGCUUUCGAGCGCAAGAAGCAACAACUCAUUAAGGAGGCCAAAAAGAUUUAUGGCACCGAUUUUAGGCUUUCUGGUGCCGCCAAAAAGAAAAUGCGUAGCUUGCUUGCAGUCGGUUUUGAUAUGGACGAUGCCAGACUCUUAGCUCUACACUCUAGUCUCGUUUGCAAGGAGCUCAUUGAAUUAAAGAAUGCUGCAGGCAUAAAGGGUGCCGUUUCAAGUUCUGGAGACAAAAGCAAAGCCUUGGUACCAGUUGGCGGUGCCAAGCCAGCUCAAAAGAAGGAUGAACCCCACGACCCUGCCCUGGGCCGUCUAAAGGAUAUGACUAAGAAAGAAAGGGCUGGUAUGCGCUCCGCCAACAGGCUCAUUGCAAAAUAUGAAGCCCAAAAUACCGAGAUCGAAUCCUUGACGGAAAGAGACAUCAUCCUCUUGCGCAUUGCCCUCAAACGUCUUAAAGUUUACAACGAGAAAUUUGAAACACCUUUGCCAAAGACCAAAUAUGAAGAAUUACUCUCCGCAAAGUAUGACAAAAAGGAACCCGCAGAAGGUGAAGUCAAAAAAGAAGAAGCCAUGGAGCAGGGCAAUGAAGGAGAAGCAGCUGCGGAAGAAAACGGCGACGCCGAGGCUGGCGAAGCAGCAGCAGACGAUCAAACGGCCGCCGAUGAAUAGACAAUUCAAUACACAAAACACACAACACAUAACACAUACCUUUACUAUUUAAUCUAAAACAUUAACAUUUUACAUAAUAAUGCUAAUAUGUAUGUUUACAUAAGUAAAAGAUAUGCAAACACAGUAUAUCAAUCAUAAUCCCUAUGAUUCCAAUAUAUUUUAAGUCCUACCUACAUACACCCAUAAAUCAAUUUAAAAUAAACAUUGACAUUAAAAUUUGACCCCAAUAACAAACAAUACUGGACUAAGAUUUAUGAAUUUUUAGAACUCAGACCAGUUAUAGUUCUUCGAUCAAAUAUAUCUACAAAAUUGACAAGCUGAAGAGCUCGCAUGAAAUUAAAUAAAUGUAUGUAGUUUAAACAAAAUUCAA
Messenger RNA from Stomoxys calcitrans (stable fly), 2474 nucleotides. RefSeq lists its product as uncharacterized. NCBI's taxonomy places the organism in Eukaryota, Metazoa, Arthropoda, Insecta, Diptera, Muscidae. Bases 152 to 2104 code for a protein of 650 amino acids. The record is from RefSeq and is a predicted model, not a curated record. The transcript is spliced from 3 exons. Gene Ontology annotation, molecular function: RNA binding.